Messenger RNA from Hemibagrus wyckioides, 3036 nucleotides. RefSeq names its product guanine nucleotide binding protein (G protein), alpha activating activity polypeptide O, b (gene gnao1b). NCBI's taxonomy places the organism in Eukaryota, Metazoa, Chordata, Actinopteri, Siluriformes, Bagridae. The record is from RefSeq and is a predicted model, not a curated record. The transcript is spliced from 8 exons. Gene Ontology annotation, molecular function: G protein-coupled serotonin receptor binding; corticotropin-releasing hormone receptor 1 binding; G-protein beta/gamma-subunit complex binding. Bases 485 to 1549 code for a protein of 354 amino acids. Gene Ontology annotation, cellular component: heterotrimeric G-protein complex. Gene Ontology annotation, biological process: adenylate cyclase-modulating G protein-coupled receptor signaling pathway; G protein-coupled dopamine receptor signaling pathway.
GCACUAUCCUUGUGGGUGUUAAUGUGACGUCACAACACGUUAAUUUUUUUAUUUUUGCUUUUUUUUUUACCCCGCUUUAAAAGCGUCAAAAAUCGCGUUCGCGUGCACGUGGUUCGCUCACAUCACCAGGCGCGCGGAGAAGCGCAUCCGCACCAUCUCUGACGUCAGCACAGGGGAGGUUGCCUCUCGCGCAGCAGCAGCACGGCGGCAGGAUGAGAGAGAGAGGAGACGAGCUCGCGCCGCCGCUGCUGCGUUCGCCGUCGCCACCGCCCAGUACGAGGCACCUGUGACCCGGAGAGCGCGUGCACGUUACCGUUAAAAGGAAAGAAAAAAACUUUUCUUCAGAUUGGACCGAAUUUUAGCUCGGAUGAUUUAAGGACUUUUCUUUUCUUUUCACUUUCACACGGAGCGGGAGCGGGCGGGGGGGGCACGCCGCGCGGGCGCACGGGAAUUUCGUAUACAGCUCAGUCGCUCGCGCCUCGCCAUGGGAUGCUCGUUAAGCGUGGAGGAGCGCGAGGCUCUGGACCGGAGCAAAGCCAUCGAGAAGAACCUGAAGGAGGACGGAAUCAUUGAGGCGAAAGUAGUGAAACUGCUGCUGCUCGGUGGAGGAGAGUCUGGGAAGAGCACUAUUGUCAAACAGAUGAAGAUUAUCCAUGAGGAUGGGUUCAGUGAUGAUGAUUUAAAGCAGUUUAAACCCAUCGUCUACAGCAACACCAUUCAGAGUCUCUUCUCCAUUCUCAAAGCUAUGGAGAACCUCAGCAUCGAGUAUGAAGACAAGGACAGGACUUCUGAUGGAAAGUUGGUCUGUGACAUAAUCAGCCGUAUGGAGGACACGGAGCCAUACACACCUGAAGUUCUGUCUGCUAUGAAGCGUUUGUGGAAAGAUGGAGGAGUUCAGGCCUGCUUCAAUCGAUCACGAGAAUAUCAGCUCAAUGACUCAGCUCAAUAUUACCUGGACGGUCUGGACCGAAUCGGAGCAGCUGAUUAUCUGCCCACUGAGCAGGACAUUUUGAGGUCGCGGGUGAAAACCACCGGCAUUGUGGAGACUCACUUUAGCUUCAAGAACCUGAACUUCAGGCUGUUUGAUGUAGGAGGUCAGAGAUCGGAGAGGAAGAAAUGGAUCCACUGCUUUGAAGGUGUGACAGCUAUCAUCUUCUGUGUAGCGAUGAGCGGCUACGACCAAAUGUUACAUGAAGAUGAGACAACGAACCGUAUGCACGAGUCACUCAUGCUUUUCGACUCCAUCUGUAAUAAUAAGUUCUUUGUGGACACGUCCAUUAUCCUCUUCCUCAACAAGAAGGAUCUUUUUUCAGAGAAGAUAAAGAAAUCUCCGCUGAUCAUAUGCUUCCCGGAGUAUACAGGUCCGAACACGUACGAAGACGCUUCUGCGUACAUUCAGGUUCAGUUUGAGAGUAAAAACCGCUCACCUAAUAAAGAGAUUUACUGUCACCAGACGUGUGCCACCGACACAGGAAACAUUCAGGUGGUGUUUGAUGCUGUCACUGACAUCAUCAUUGCCAACAACCUGCGUGGCUGUGGCCUGUACUGAGCUGCGCCGAGCUCGACAUCAUCUUCAACACUGUUCCUCGUCAUGGUAACGAGCAACUGAACUGAAACUCCACCCCCACGACCGACGUUAGCUCACCCUGCUUUUGUAGUUUUGUCUGGUUUUCUUUAUAAUCCUGAGUUAAAACAGACACUGUGUGUGAGUGAGUGUGUGCGUGUGUGCGUGCGUGUGUGUGCGCGUGUGCAUGGGUGUGUUAAGGAUAACUAGCAUACGGUUAAAUCUGGAAAAGAGCCAAAAAGAAAAGAACCUAAAUACAAUAACAAGAAUUCUCAGGAUGGUAGAGAGAUCAGUGUCUUCUCUAAACUUAACUUUUAUUUAUUAAUUAACGAAUAUCUCAAAAAAUGUUAAAUACUAAUGAGAUAUUCAUCAUUUUAAUGUCAUUUCCGAAGAGACGUGAAUAAGCGUCUGGGUGAAGAGUGCUGAAAGAAUCUCCUGUGAUGAUGACAGAAUUGUGGCUGGGAUGAGUUUACUAAAAUAUGACACUUUACAUCAAGAUUCUCUUAACUGACAUCGUUUAACACUCAUUAACAUAAACAUUAAUAUUAACAUGAACAUGAACUAACCCUGAACUUCAGCAUUAAUGCACCAUCAGGAACAAGUGAAUUAACACUCGUUAAAUAUUCACUUAUAUUUCAAAAAUAAUCAAGCGAUUAACCCUGCGUUAGCUAACAUUUACAUCAUCAUCAUCAUUGAUCUGACAUUUCCACCUGGAGAUCAGUCUUCAGGAAGUUCUCUACAUUUAACAAACACAUUAUUCACAUCCACAUUAUUAAAUUCAGGUGUAAUUCGUUAACAUUUAUAAAUGAACGUCACUUUAAAUCUAUUGCAUCAGGAGUGAAAUCUACUCCUGUGUCCCGGAGACCUCUGACCCCUUCCAUUAACGUUAUAUAAUGUAAUAAACAACUCUGGAACAUAUCAACACGCAGUUUACACACGACGAUCACGCGUCAGAACGGAGAAUUAAUCGCCUGACCAGUGAGAGUCCAGGACUCGGCAGCGCAGCGGGAUAAUGUGAAUUGAUGAUUAUGUGGCUCGUUAUUCUUGUUAAAAGAAGCUUAACUUUUUCUUUGUAAAUUAUUUUAUUUAUUGAGUUGUGUAUAGAAUACGGAGGCUUGUGUGUACAGAUUUUUUUUAAUCUCCUGCAGGUUGGUGUUAGAUCUCCAUAAACAGAGCAGAGCAGACGGUUCUAUAAUCUUCAUGUAGACCAAGAGAAAUGUAGAAGAUAGAAACCAAAAGCACAGUCUUAAUGAUUCUAAUAUUAAUAAAUAAACAAACUACUGAACUCAUCUUCUUCGUUUGUGUGUGUGUGUGUGUGUGUGUGUGUGUGUGUGUGUGUGUGUGUGAGAGAGAGAGAGAGAUUAAACCUUUCUCCUUCAUUUCUUUCCCGUCCUUUUUUUUUGUUUUCAUUUUAAAAGCUCUGUCUUUCCCAUGUCUUUGUCGUCUGAUGAAAUGUUUACAAUAAAGUCACA